This is a messenger RNA of Gigantopelta aegis, 2642 nucleotides long. Its product is annotated as integrin alpha-4-like. The transcript has 16 exons. The record is from RefSeq and is a predicted model, not a curated record. Bases 162 to 2582 code for a protein of 806 amino acids. Lineage: Eukaryota; Metazoa; Mollusca; Gastropoda; Neomphalida; Peltospiridae. Gene Ontology annotation, cellular component: integrin complex; external side of plasma membrane. Gene Ontology annotation, molecular function: integrin binding. Gene Ontology annotation, biological process: integrin-mediated signaling pathway; cell adhesion mediated by integrin; cell-cell adhesion.
UAUAUAUAUAUAUAUAUAUAUAUAUAUAUAUAUAUAUAUAUAUAUAUAUAUAUAUAUAUUCCUAAUUAUUUGCAGGUUACUCUGUGUUAAUAGGGAAGUUCUGUCCAGGACAAGGGAGGGUGUGUUUCGCCGCUGGAGCGCCCCUUCUUGAACGCGAGGGAAUGGUAUUCAUCUAUGAAUACGUCAAAGACUUUUUAAUUUCUGUGAUAUAUACCAUUAGACCUAAUCUUGCAACUGGGAGACAGUCGUUUUCUUUCUUUGGUGGCUCGUUGUGUGCGGCCGACGUGAACGGCGACGGCCUUGAUGACAUUUUAAUCAGCGCUCCCUUCUACAGCGACCUGGACGGGACAACGCCAUCAGCAGACGAGGGUCGCGUCUACGUCUACAUCAACGUGGCGGAACAACAACAGGCAGGAGGCGGGGAAAUUAAAUAUUUCAGCAAUGAACCCACAAUUCUUAGCGGUUCGAAAACUCGCGACGCCAGAUUUGGAACAUCCAUGGCCAAUGCAGGGGACUUGAAUAUUGACGGAUUUGACGAUGUCGCUAUCGGCGCACCAUACGAAGACGACGGUAGAGGUGUUGUCUACAUUUAUCAGGGAAGUACAAAUGGCAUUGUACAACAGUACAGUCAAAGAAUACUUGGCAGAUCCAUCUCAGACAGUGUGUUUACGUUUGGGUGGUACAUAUCCAAGUCUGUCGAUAUAGACGGCAAUUCCUACCCAGAUAUCGCCGUGGGCAACUACCUCUCCGACACAGCUGUUGUGUUACGGACACGACCGAUAGCAGACAUCCACGGAAACAUCACCAUGAUUCCGCCGCUAAUUAUUCGAGAGAAAAACUGUCCGAAUUCGAUCCCAGAAGCCAAAGAAGGCUGCUUCGUUAUACGCGUCUGCUUCUCCUUCACAGGGCGACAUCUCCCGGAGAAAUUGGAUGUGAGAUACAACCUGACACUGGAUGCUGGGAAGUCGGUCGAUCGCAGGCGCGUCAGGGCCAACACAACCACAGGACUCUCCAGCACUGCAUCGAACACCAUCAGCGUGACGGGAGAAACGGGGUCCUGUCACACUUACAAUGCUUUUACGUUACCGGAACAACGUGAUCGAGAUAUAUUUCCGUUAGUCCACGUGGUCGCUGAUUUCGUACUCGCUCAACCAGCCGACCCGAUGUCAGAUAUCCAACCCAUCAUGAACAUUACUCGAAACAGGCGGAUAGAGAAGGAUAUAGCUUUCAAAAUCGAAUGUGGGGAAGAUGGUCAAUGUAACGCUGAUCUGCGUCUCCUUCUGUCCGUGAAGAUGUCAAACCCAGAAGAUUACGUCAUCAUCAACAAGACUAAAACCAUCUAUCUGGAGUUUGAGCUGGUGAACAACGGCGAGGACGCAUUCGCCAACGUGAUCAGUGUGACGUGGACAGGGACACUCCAGUACCAGACCGUUAAUUCUGACCCGCUGUUUCCCGUGCUGUGUACGGAUGUGCUGGACCCCGAUGCUACGUACAUGUACCGCUGUGAGGUGAUCCGCCCUGUGGUACGGAAUGACAGCGUCAGGUUCACCAUCUCACUCGAUUCUCACGGCAUCUCCACCACCCAGCCGUCAGUGUCCGUGCAAGCCGUCGCGCAGACGUCGAGCAACGAGACGAACGUAGCAGACGAUCGCGUGGAGGCCAGCGUCGAUGUGAGGAUAGUGGCGAAUAUUAAGAUUACUAGCGCUGUUCAGGAUGACAUUCGACUGUUAGAAUCUCAGCUGGAAACUCGCCACUUGACUCUCUUACACCGAUACGUCAUCACCAACACGGGACCCAGUUUCUUGCCUAGAACGUCCAUCCUGGUAGAUGUCCCCACCUUCACGUCCUCCCAGGAGCUAGUUACUAGUACAGUGGUCAAGAUUCGACACGACGACGGAAGAGAAGAGUUUUGUUCAGCAGUCUUGUCAGAGAGUGAAAUUGGUGAGGACACUAGCAGUACAACAGUCGUCACCACAACGUCUACGUCACGGGGAGGACUUCCAUCGAUUCGUCCCAAACGACGGAAACGAUCAGCGCAAAACCUGGACACCAAUGGUGGAAACAUCGGUGAUAUUACAUGUGAUGAGUAUCCUUGUAGACAAUACCGAUGCGAAAUCUCAAAGUUGAACCCAGGAGAAAAUAUCGCAUUGAAUGCAACCAUGGAAUUGCCAGCCAAUAAUCUUCCGAAGGGAUUCGACUUGUUGAGAUACUACACUCGACUAGAGGUGAAACAACCAAAGCAUCCGUUGUUUUCCGCGUGGCAGCACCCAGCUGAUAGGAACGUGUUGACCUACAUCUAUAUUCAGCGGCCCGGUGGUUCUGUGAACAUUUGGAUCAUCAUUGGAAGUGUACUUGGGGGGUUGUUGCUAUUCCUCAUCCUGCUACUUGUGCUGUGGAGGUUGGGAUUUUUCAAACGUACCAAGAAAGUUGAACUUCAGAAGUGGAAGCGUGAAAGCGGCUAUUACCAGAGAAGUCGUUCAAACACUCGUGGUGGUACCGAGACGAGUCCCACGGCUACAACAGCGCCGUUGUCUUCCAUGUCAGAAACAAAGCCGUCACUAUCUGAUGACAAUGCAAAAUAGCUAACAUAAAAUAAAUAACAUUGUGUGUAAUAUAUGUAGGAUAUACUAAAAUUAUAUAUA